Messenger RNA from Lingula anatina, 894 nucleotides. RefSeq lists its product as uncharacterized. The record is from RefSeq and is a predicted model, not a curated record. Lineage: Eukaryota; Metazoa; Brachiopoda; Lingulata; Lingulida; Lingulidae.
AUGGCGAGACCUUUUUCCCCUCUCGGAGGAAGAGCGUCUGCCCAUACGCCCCGCCUCCCUGAGGGCUUUGAUGCUCACUUUCACCUUGACCGGACCUCACUUCGGUUGGGGUUAAAGGGCCUGUCCCUCCAACAAGUUGUCCAGGGCAAGGACAAGGAUUCCCUGUAUCCGUUCACCCUCACAGGAGGAACGGCCGUGUUCUGUGAUCCAGACACAUGGCCGGACCCCAAAGAGUUGCCCGCUCUCAGAAGAAUGGGGUUAGUGCUGGCAGUGGGGCUCCACCCCAAGAAGGUGGCCAGCAGUACGCAAUUUGCCUGUCUGGAGACUCUCCUUUCCUCCCCAAAUGUGUCUGCUGUGGGAGAGGUGGGGAUUGAUCACACAGCUCCCCCAGGCGAGUGGGUCGGCCAACGACUCCGGCUAGAAAAGGUUCUCCAAUUGUUGACCCCUGCCAAGAUUCUAGUUCUGCACUGCAGAGGUCUGCCAGGAGGUGAGGACGACGCACUGUUCUCCCUCCUGAUGCACCUGCAGUGCAUCCCCAUUAGUGCCACUCAGCUUAUACACCUGCACCACUUCCAGGGGUCUAUGGGGGUCUUGCGGCGGUGGAUUCAGUCCUACCCUAACACCUAUUUUGGGGUAGGGUCCCGCGCAGACUCUCUCCCUGGAAGAAGAGUGGCGGUGGCGGAGCUGCACAGGAGUAGGGUCUUGCUGGAGUCCGACUCUCCGCACUUCCCAUGCAAGCCCAACAGGCAUGGGACUCCAGCAGACCUGGGGUGGACGGGUGCGAUGAUUGCACCCAUCUGGGGUUGCACCUGGCAGGAGGUACUGGCCAUCACGGCCAGGAACGCCAGGUGUCUGUAUGUGGACGGGCUCCCGCCCGAGUCCACGGGGCAGUAG